UCAUGUUAUUAAUGUUUGAAAAAAUUUCAAAUUUUGAGGAGUGAGGGUCGAACACAACAUACAUAUAUUGAUAUUUUCUUAAAGUUAUGUAGCUGAUUUGACUUUUUAUAUAAGGUGCUACAAUAACCCAACACUCCUCGAUCUUUGAAAAGUGAAAAAGUCCCUUAUUUACACAGAUACAUUUUUUAAUAUGUAUGUGCGUUUCAUUAACAUAAACGAAACGGUUAUUACUUUUAUAUACAUAAAUCGCUUCAAAGACAACACUAUUCACUAUGGUAUUUUAAUAUUUAUUGAUUUGUAAAACAAAGUUGUGUCAUUUCACAUUCUAUUUGGUUCAUUUUUAUUGAGAAUUUUUCAAAUAUUUUUCUAAAAUACUAUUAAAAAAAAAAACAAUAAAAUCAUAAAAGAAAAUUAUUUAAAAUGGGUUCGCGACAAUUAUAUGCCUGUGAUUAUGAGGUAUUCGGUAAAGUUCAGCAUGUAUUUUUUCGCAAAUAUGCCGAAAAGAAAGCCAAAGAAUUGGGUCUACAUGGCUGGAUUAUGAAUACUCAAGAUGGCACAGUUAAAGGAACCAUUGAAGGAACACAAAACGAAUUGGGAAAUAUGAAAGACUGGUUGUCUACGAAGGGCAGUCCAAAAUCAAGUAUUGACAAGGCAAACUUUACAAAUUUGAGACCAAUUCAUACAUAUUCAUUUAAAACAUUCGAAAUAAAGAAAUAAGUAAUUAACUAGUAUAAUACUGAACUUGUUCUCAAUUGGAGUGGACUUAUUUAUUUUGUAUGAAAUUUUCAAUUUCGGAAUUUUUUUUUAAGAAAAUUUAUAGACCUGUGGAAUUAUUUAUCAUGUAUGACACUUUCAAUUUCGAAACUAUUUUUAUAGGAAAUUUUUAGAACCAUUAAAUGAAAUUAUUAAUCAAUUGUUAAACAAGAAUGUAAAGAAGGUUUUUUAAGCUCCGGUUCUCUAUUCACUUAUUUUAAUUUGGAAUUGUUAUUCUCGUUUCUAGAAGUAAUGGUGACAUCACUAAAUUUAAGAAUCUAAAUUAGGUUCCUGAAAUAGUUAUUUUUUGGAAUAAUUGUCGGUUCAUUCAGUUCUGGAAUCAGUUCCACCAACAAUUAUUUUUGUUCCAAAAAUGCAACUUUCGGUUUUUUAGAAAACAAUCAGAACAGGUUCUGUAAUUCUGUAGUUAUUUUCGAAUAAAUGUCCGUUCAUUCAGUUCUGGAAUCAUUUCCAUUAACAAUUAUUUUUGUUUCAAAAAUGCAACUUUAGGUUUUUUAGAUAACAAUCAGAUCAGGUUCGACACUGUAGCCAUAUAGUAGUAUGUAAGUGAAUCUGAUUAUCAAAGACCUAACUGUUGAGAAUGUAUUAGUAAUUUUUGUUUGACAACCGCUUCAGUUUCGCUUAUAUGUAUAUAUCACUGAAGCGUUAUAAAUUCGAUUUCUGUUCGAUAUUAUCAUCCUCAGAAUGAUGCAGAGCAUGGUUUAAUAAGUAAAUCACUAGUUUCAAGACCCUGAACUCCUUCUAGUGUUAAAACUAUAUCUCGUUUAUGAAUAAUCAGUUUUUUUAUCGAACGUUCCAGAGAACGGUUAAUAGAAAUGUGUCGAUAUCACUACUUAACAAAGUUGCUAUUCAAGAAUUAAUCAUACCUUUCAUAGCACCUAAUCAUACCUAUUUCAGCACUUAUUUCGAAACGAAAAAACUAACAUCCUCUGAAUUUCCGAUUAAAUUUGGAAAUUUUUUAAUUUAAUUUUAAGAAAUUUAAGUUUCAAGAAAAUAAACUUAUUUUUAAGUUCAUAUUUAAUAAAAUCGGAAAUCCAACUUUAUAUAACCUUAACAAAUCUUUAAAAUUUAGCUUAUUUCAAUUACGAAUUCAUUUUAAUAAAUACUACAUUUUAUUUUACUUUCUAUUC
Messenger RNA from Lucilia cuprina (Australian sheep blowfly), 1904 nucleotides. RefSeq names its product acylphosphatase-1-like. Lineage: Eukaryota; Metazoa; Arthropoda; Insecta; Diptera; Calliphoridae. The transcript has a single exon. The record is from RefSeq and is a predicted model, not a curated record. Bases 421 to 717 code for a protein of 98 amino acids. Gene Ontology annotation, molecular function: acylphosphatase activity.